CUAAAACAGAGAGUGUGGGACAGGGGGAGAAGAAAGCAGGAGGAGAGGGGGAGAGUGGAGGUGGAGGAGUGGGCAUCAAUCUCAACAGGAAUACCAGCAACUCGCAGGCUACUCUCAUUACUACAACACCUUACUCAUUGCUUCAACAGCAGUUCACCUCUCACCAACAACAAAAAACAAAUGCGAGCCAACAGCACCAGCAGCAAGUUUUAUUGCAUCACCAGCAGCAAUCAGCAAGCAGCCUGACUGCACACCACACAAACCAGCAACAGCACCAGCACCAGCAAGCAAACAACACAACCACAGCUAUGCAGCAGACGCACCAUUGCAGUGCAUCCAGCGCCAACGCAUCUUCAAACAACUCCCACUGCCUUGCGUCACUGGCCAAUGCAGCCGCCCACCAGCAGCAGCACCCCAGCUCGUCCCAGUGCUCCCAGCAGAUGGUCCUCCAUACCUCCACUCCCAGUUACCAGCCCCGAGCAAUCACUUCGGUGACCAACACCGCUCAGAUUCUGCACACUUCGGUGGCAGUUGGGCUGUCGCAGAGCACCCAGUCCUUGGGGGGAGCCCAAACUCUGGUGGUGCAACCAUUACCACCCCAGAAUCAGACCUACGAAAACAGCUUGUCAGUAACCCGUCACAGCAACCUGACACCAGUUCCCAUACAACCCAAAACCAAUUCACAAAUGGUGACGGCCACUGCCCAGCUUAAGAUCCCAGUUCCAGGUUCCCAUUCCCAUUCCCACUCACAGUUCCCAGUCAAACACCCCCCUCCCAUUUUACCAGCCCCCCCUUCUCACGCUCCCCACGUUCCGGUUCAGCUGGUAGGAGCCAGGCAGCCAGGGCAAGCGAGUGCCCAGGCUUUGGGCCUAACACAAGCGAUCGCCGUUAGCAGCGCGCAAAGUUGUAACAGUAACAGCAAUGGAAUGGGUCACAUUCAUAGUAUUCAACCUCAGCACACGCUACACAGCGGGGUCGGUCAGCAACAUGUGCACGUCAAGCCUGUCUCUGGGGCCGUCCAUGACAACAGCCAGGCCAAUCAGAAUCAGCAAGGUGGAGGAGGCGUGACGGUCCAGCAGUCAAUGGGAUCUGGUAAUGUGGGAGUGUCUCCCGCCACCACAUCUUUUGGUAUGGGCUUCUCUUCUUCGGUGACGACGGCAGCUGUGUUGCCCCAGCAACUGCAGUUACAACAGCAACAGAGCCACCAGCAUCAGCAGAAACAACAGCCCCAAAUUGUCAGACCCUGUAGUGCUACCAUUUGCGGUUCUGUUUUGGGGCCUGGAAGCGUUAGCAGUGUUAGCAGCACCGCGCAGACCUCUGCAAUGGACGUGACAGCGAAGAUAGGAGCUGCUGCAGCCAGCGGAGUAUAUGUGCAGCCACUGCAACUGCAGGGUAAGCAGCCAGUGGGAGGAAUAAAAAGAAAGGCAGAGGCAGAUGAACAGAAUGAGAAAAAGAAAGACAGCCCACCCUCCCUUCAUCCCUCAUUGGAGGGGCCGUACCAAAAACCAGACAACACCCCAGAGAAAAACCAGGCCUCAGACCUCACUCCACUGGACCCCUCCCUUUCCGGCCCCUCCACUGCCUCCAGGAGUGUGGCCUCAGGCCCCUCCCUCUUGUCCAGCGGUCGCCACGGGAAUGAUUCCAAGCCUCCCCAGGCCAUUGUGAAGCCGCAGGUUCUGACUCAUCUCAUCGAGGGCUUUGUGAUUCAGGAAGGCGCAGAACCUUUCCCUGUGGGUGGACCAGUGAAAGACAGGCAGGAAGGAGUGUCCCCUCUCCUAGCCCCAUCCCCUUCCUCACUUCCUGAUCACUAUUAUCAAAACACAGUCUCAAAUGGGAAGUCCUCUCUGCUGAAGUGCGAGUACUGUGGGAACCUGGAGCCUGCGCAGCAGUUCAGAGGAUCCAAGCGCUUCUGCUCCAUGACCUGUGCCAAGAGGUACAACGUGAGCUGCAGUCACCAGUUCCGCCCUAAACAUAAGAAGGUGAAGGGGGCCGGGCUUGGGGAUGGGGGAGGAAUCAGGAUGAGGCGCAGGGGUCCUCACAGGAGCAGCAGCGAGAUUGCCCGCGCAAAGAUCACUGGCAGACACCUUGAUAUAAAGACUCGCUCUGAUUCCAGCCGAGGAUCGGAUGAGAACUCCAGCUAUGAAGACGAGGCUCCAUCCCCAAGCCCCUCCCCUUCCUGCUCUCGCCCCUCCCACUCAGAACAGGCUGCGCAUGAUUCGUCCGGAGCCGCUCCUGCUGAGCUGCCAUUGGAUGGUGGGCCUCACUUCCUGUCUGGGAGUCCCGCCCACUGGAGCGUGGAGGAAGUGUGUGAGUUCAUUUCCUCAUUGCAAGGCUGCCAAGAGGUGGCGACGGAGUUUCUGGCACAGGAGAUCGACGGGCAGGCCCUACUGCUUCUGAAGGAAGAGCACCUGAUGGCUGCCAUGAACAUCAAGCUGGGACCAGCGCUGAAGAUCUGUGCGCGCAUCAACAUGCUGAAGGAGGGCUAGAGAACGAGUCGGAGAUGGAAACUACACUCCCAUUGCACAGCUGUUUGAUCCAUUCCUUGUUUUACUUUUGAGUUUUUACUCAAACUUGUAGUAAAACCUGGACUGGGUGCAAGUGCUAUGCAAUAAGAGCGUUAUUUCCAUCCCUAUGAGUCUGUCCAGUGUGACAAAGUCAAACAGGGUUCAGGAACACCAGUGAACGCUUGCAUGCAAGAGUCAGUUAAUCUAAAUGGUGGUGGAACUAAAUGAUUACGAAAAACACAACAUCUCUAAAAGUGUGCAUGAGGCUCUUUAAGGGUAAUUUUAGUCUUUUAAAAGGAAGUAAAAUGACUGUUUUGGUACUAAUUUAACAUCUAGGAUUUACACUCUGCCACUGCUUAGAUCAGAUGACCCCUAAAGUCCUCAAAAUAAAAUUUGUAAAAAGUAUGUGAACAGUCACCAAGAUUUAAUGGAUUACAGAUGGCAGUGGUAAUGUUACUGGUGCGCUAAUAAGAGUUAAGGGAAUAUAUAUAUAUAUAUAUAUAUAUAUAUAUAUAUAUAUAUAUAAUAUAUAUAUAUAUAUAUAUAUAUAUAUAUAUAUAUAUAAUCGUUGGUUAGCCACCUUUGAAGAGGGACCAGUGAUGAUGUUGCUAUUGUUAAAGGAAGGUAAGGAAGUUAAUUUUAAAAGGAGGCUUGAUCAGCACUUCUUUCAGUGAUAGUGUUGCUAGGGCUAAUUUAGAAGUAAGUAAAACCUUGGUUAGCAUUUCCUUUAAUAAUCUGUUUGGAACGUUAUUUGGGAGUUUUUUAAAUUUUUGUACGGUUUCAGGUUUACAAGUAGACAUACACAGUGUUGAAUGCAGAACAUGCAGACUUUAGUAUGUGUGUAAGACUGUUCUGGGCAAAAUACUUCAGGUGCAGCAGAGGCCUUUCAUGACUAGAGUCCAGACAGACAGACCAAAGCCAAGUCAAAUCCAUUGAUCAGUACUUUAUGUGCUCCUGUCUACUAGGGCUGUCUUAAGAAAUACUGGAAGCAAAUCAACUUCAUUAAGUUUAAUAGUGUUUCUGAUAGUUUAGUAGGUGAUACUAUGACUGUCUACCUGAACCUCAAACCAAACCAAAAGACGUGUUCUUUAUGAAUGUUAUUGUUUCCUCUGGUGUUUUGUGAAUCCCUCUUUAUACACAACGUUGAGUGUGAGUGAGCCUCUCAAUGCAGAAUGUAACUUGGUUAUAAACAUCAAUGAUAUAUAGGUUACAUUCACCUAAAGAGAUGCUACUGAAUGGAUCCUCACAAUGUAGGUCAGUUUAUUAACUCACUGAAAACAUCACACAUGAUACUGAACUGAAUAUGUAUAUAAAACUAGGUUACUAAUUAAACAAGUUUGAUUUGUAAAUUUCUAAAUGAGAGUAGUGCAGUACAAGGUGGUCUGUCUUAUUAUUGUACUGUAGUACUAAUACAGUACAGCUUAACUCUCCCAGCUUCAGUUAGAUAGCUGCUAGCAUUCAGACAAAAAAGCAGUUUUUUCUUCCCUUAUAUUAACCCUGAUAUUUAUCCAGAAAUUUGUUUGUUAUUUUUCUCAGUCCAGAAGCUUUUAUAACCAGCUUAUACAACGAGUUUGGAGUAUGUGUGUGCGUGUUGUUCUUUGUGAAACUUAACUUUCCCAAUUCAAUAUUUAGGAAUUUUGCAUUUUUUCCCUCAAAUUGGUGCUUAAAAAAACAACUAAUAUGAAACACCAUUGUUAGUAUUGUACAUUUGUCUUUUUUGUAAUAUAGUACAGUAUAUAUUAGUAACCAUUAGGCUAUUAGAUUAUCUUCAGUUGCAGUGUUUAAAAUGUUUUACAAUGGGAAGAAAGAAAGAAAGAAAUAUUGACUGAGGCUCUUAAACACACACACAGACAGACAGUGCCCAACAAUCAUGUUCAGUUGAACACUGCAAUAUAAUUUCGUGUUGUCUGUAAUUUCUCUGUGCACUCUGUUUUAUUAGAAUAAAGUAAAGAAAGAUCUUGGUUCUUAAAGCUGCACACAGAUCAACAGUGCCCCCCAAUCAUUAUCCUGAAUAAUAAUAAAGACAAGACUGAAUGUAAAUAUAUUAUAGAAAUCAAAGAACCAGUGCAACACAAUAGCACUGUAUGCAAAGAUGAACACAGUAAUUGAAAAGUGCUUCUCGUUUGUUUUGGUUCAUUAUCCACCAUUGUCCAAUUGUGAUGAAACGUAGUUAUUGAAAGUAUUGGACUCUACACAGUGCCUCUCCAUUUUCAAUGUGCAAAUGGUGGAUGUAGGUCUUGGUGAUUUUCUUUCUUUCUAUCUUUUGUUAUCCAUUUAUGUUUUUAUGUUGUUCUUUGCAGCAUGGCGGGGCGGGGCGGGGCGGGGUGGGGGUGGGGUGUGUUUGUCGCUGGCACAUUUGUACAGCCAGCCGUCAGCCAGGAAUGCUCAUUUUGCCAGUCAACUGCUUAAUCUUCACAAUGUAUUGUCACAAGUCAUUUUAAAGUGAUUAUCAAUUACUUAUUUACAAAUAAAAAAAAUACAUGUA
Messenger RNA from Polyodon spathula (Mississippi paddlefish), 4989 nucleotides. RefSeq names its product polyhomeotic-like protein 1. The coding region runs from base 309 to 2486 and encodes 725 amino acids. The transcript has 9 exons. Gene Ontology annotation, molecular function: protein binding; zinc ion binding. NCBI's taxonomy places the organism in Eukaryota, Metazoa, Chordata, Actinopteri, Acipenseriformes, Polyodontidae. The record is from RefSeq and is a predicted model, not a curated record. Gene Ontology annotation, cellular component: PRC1 complex; nucleus.